Molecule: messenger RNA, 1638 nt
Organism: Ectocarpus sp. CCAP 1310/34
Lineage: Eukaryota; Phaeophyceae; Ectocarpales; Ectocarpaceae
Source: the annotation of a GenBank genome assembly
AUGUACUGCCUGCAGGUAGCGGUUGCAGUGCUACGUUGUGUGCCGAAUGCAUGGAACACCGGCAACGAGCUCGCUGGAGAAAUAAUGGAGGAGUGGGAGGACGGGACCGAGGAAGAGGAUGAGUUUGCGUAUGUUCACUACGCUCAAACGGCGAAGAGGAGACGACUACAGCAGCAGGUUGAAGAAGGCGGCGGGGCUGCAGCGGCGGGCGACGUGCCGCAGCCGCACCAGCAGCAGCAGGAGGGCAGCAGUAGCAGCACCGACGCCUUUCGCGGCCACCACUGCCCCAUAUGCUUGGGUCUUGUCGAGGAUUCGGCGAUGAUCGGGUCGUGCCGGCACUUGUAUUGCAAAGUGUGCUUGUUUGAGUGGCUCAAGGCCUCCGAUCGGUGCCCCCUAUGCAAGGUCACCGUCUCACGAGUACUCCACGAGAUCAAGUCUCCCAAGGACUACGAGAUUCACACGCAUCUCGCUGUCAAGGAACGUGGCGGGGGGAACGCGGAGGGGUCUUUGCCGUCGCCUCCGGCAGCGGGCGGCACUGCGGCCGAGACAUCUGGGCGCGGCGGGGGGGUAGACGAGGGCGCGGGAGCGAGUUGGGGUGCCGCGGUUGUUGACGGCAAGAAGGGACCCGAGUUCCGGUCCCUGGUGUACAGAAGGGGAUUGGCGGCGGAGCCCCCCGAAGAGAAAGCGAGGCGGCCAAAGCCCCUGGACCAGCUUCGAUCGUGGAUCGCCAGGGACGUUCAAGCGGCGGCUCCGGGCACCAGGGGCGAGGGGGAGAUGGACACUCGGUUGGUGGAGGAUAUCGUGAGGGCGCUGCUGAAGGAAAACGAUGUUGACACACAAGACGGCUACUGCACCGUUAAGGAGCAGUUGCAGGGCUUCUUGUUCGAGAACACCGCGCCCUUUCUGCACGAGUUGUGGUGCUUCAGGUGGAGCAAGGCCCGCAUGCCUGCUUACGAUCGUGAAGCGGUGUACAGGCCGAGACCGACACAGGGAUGACGACUGACAUAACGUGGCAUCGUUGCUUUGUAUGUCGAGCCAAGCGUAACUGUCCUCAUAAUUCUAGGGUUGGGACCAAGAGAUAAAUUAUGGCUCCUCACGGGGAAGAGGAGAGCGCUUUCACCGACCAAGAUUCAGCAGUCAGGUCUCCAAGCGAAGUCCGUCAAGGCCUUGGUGCAAAAAAGGUUUGAGAUUGGUUGAAACCAGUUCGCCGGAGGACGAAGUACAACGCCUCAUCUUGGUGUUUUGAGGGGGUCGACCCUCCGUGGAAAACGACUGUGGCCAGGAACAUCAGGACACACUGCGAACUCUUGUGCUCCGUUUUCUUCGACCUCUUGCGUGGCGUAACCUAGGUGGUCUCAGAAUCGCGGGAAUGUUUUGCAUGAAAUUGAGCAGCGUUUUCGUUUUUUCCGACACUAGCGAUGGAAGGAACGAAUGAAGUGAUACUGCUGUGAUACCGAUACCGAGGUAUGUAGUCGCAACUGAUUGAAGGUGCCGUUCUGUAUUGUCGAGGACUGAUAAUGCUCACAUGUUGACCUUUCAAAGCACGUCUGUCUUGACGGGACGAAAAAUUCGGUAACUGUUGGCGUGUUUGCUAGAUUGCCAUCUACCGUGCCACCCGCCCGACCAGUUUCUCUGUGU